Messenger RNA from Clonostachys rhizophaga, 504 nucleotides. NCBI's taxonomy places the organism in Eukaryota, Fungi, Ascomycota, Sordariomycetes, Hypocreales, Bionectriaceae. The record is from the annotation of a GenBank genome assembly.
AUGUCUUCUCAGUAUAACAAGCCGAGAAUUGUGCGGUGGAGCUUGAGAGUACCACCAGCUGAAGGCGAUAAGAUACACAUAUGGAUGCGACUUGAUCGGCGGCCGAAAAAAUUCAUUAAUCGUCGAGGGGUACGAUAUGACGGCCUCAACGAUCUUAUCCGUACCAUGGGUGGCAAACACAAGGACAUUGUUAUAGGAAACUAUAAGCAAGGCUUUUAUGCAUACGGCUUGUUCUUCAAAGAUCAUACCUGGCAGCUGAGGAACAAUGGUAAUGGAGCCCAGCUCCUAGUCGGAUGCAUUCCUUACGAGAGAGUCCAAGACAAAGCGACAAGGAGAACAAUGGAGAAGCGAGACUACAUUGGCGUGGUGAAAAACAACGACUGGACAAUUGAAGAAAUCGAGAGUCUUGCCAGAGCUGAGAUAGCCGGAAAGGUAUAUCAUCACCAAAGGUACAACUGUGAAACGUUCGCACUCAACCUUGCGAACAAGUUGAAGGUCGAAUGA